Messenger RNA from Kwoniella botswanensis, 1191 nucleotides. RefSeq names its product GTP-binding protein YchF. The record is from RefSeq and is a predicted model, not a curated record. Bases 1 to 1191 code for a protein of 396 amino acids. Lineage: Eukaryota; Fungi; Basidiomycota; Tremellomycetes; Tremellales; Cryptococcaceae. The transcript is spliced from 7 exons. Gene Ontology annotation, cellular component: cytoplasm. Gene Ontology annotation, molecular function: ATP binding; GTP binding; ATP hydrolysis activity.
AUGGCUCCUAAGAAGAAGGUCGAAGAACCUAAAAAGGUCAUCCUCGGUAGACCAAGUAACAACUUACAGAUCGGUAUCGUCGGUGUACCAAACGUCGGUAAAUCAUCUUUCUUCAACACCCUUUCUCAAACGGAUUUAGGUAAAGCUGCAAACUUCCCCUAUGCCACUAUCGACCCAGAGGAAGCUCGUAUCCCCGUACCUGACGAGCGAUUCGACUGGCUCUGUCAACUAUACAAGCCCGCCUCUAAAGUACCAGCCUUCUUGACCUGUGUGGAUAUCGCAGGUUUGACAGCGGGUGCAUCGACAGGUGCAGGUUUAGGAAACGCUUUCUUGUCCCAUGUCAGAUCGGUCGACGGUAUCUUCCAAGUGGUCCGAGCGUUCGAUGAUGCCGAAGUUAUCCAUGUCGAAGGUGAUGUAGACCCAUGUAGGGAUAUGCAGAUCAUCUCAACGGAGUUGAGAUUGAAAGAUAUCGAAUGGGUUGAGAAAGGCUUGGAACAAGCUAAGAAGAAUGCUAGAUCCGCUGGUGGUGUCAGUUUGGCUGAUAAAGCCAAGAAAGAAGAAGUUGCUAUCGUUGAGAAAAUCCUCAAACACCUUGUGGAAGAUAACAAGGAUGUGCGAAAAGGAAACUGGUCGAACAAGGAGGUCGAAGUGAUCAACGGUCUAAACCUCUUGACUGCUAAACCCAUUACCUACCUUGUCAAUUUAUCUGAACGAGAUUUCGUGAGGAAAAAGAACAAGUGGUUACCCAAGAUUAAAGCUUGGAUAGAUGAGAACAACCCUGGAGAUUCCCUUAUCCCAUUCUCGGUGGCUCUCGAAGAGCGUCUGGUCAGGAUGACGGAUGAAGAGAAGGUUGCUGAAGCUGAGACACUCGGUUUGGGUAAGAACGCUAGUGCAUUGGGCAAGAUCACCACGGCAGGUUAUACAAGUUUGGAUUUGAUUAGAUAUUUCACUUGCGGUCCAGAUGAAGUUCGAGCUUGGACAAUCCGAAAAGGAACCAAAGCUCCUGCUGCUGCUGGUGUCAUCCACUCCGAUUUCGAAAACAAAUUCAUCUGUGGUGAAAUUAUGGCCUACAACGAUCUCAAGGAACACGGUACGGAAGCACUCGUCAAAGCUGCCGGUAAGCUAAGACAACAAGGUAAACCUUAUGAGGUCGUAGAUGGUGAUAUCUGUUAUUGGAAAGCUGGCCAAUAG